CGUUAGCAAGCUAGCAUUUCAUAGCAAACGAACGCAAUACGAGUGUGCUCUGCUUGAGACGAGCUAGUUUGCCAAAUAGCUAGCUGACUAGCUUAGCUGACUAAUUUAGCUAGCUAACCAUCAAAUUCGUAAUUACAUAUAUGCACCGAAAAAUAUCUGUUAAAGUAUUUUAAACCACGAUUCAAAAAUGUCACAGCUACAAGCGAGAUUCUUCACAGAAAACAAAAAAUAUUCGAUAGACGAUGUCCCCUUUUCCAUCCCGGCCGCGUCUGAGGUGGACGAUCUCAGCAAUGUCAUCAACAAAUUGCUGGAAGCAAAAAAUGGGGCUCACCGUGCUGUGGAUUUCGACUUUCUGGUCCGGGGACAGUUUCUGCGUACCUCACUGGUCAACCACAUGGACACGGAGGGGAUUUCAACAGAAGAGGUGGUGGAGAUCGAGUACGUGGAGAGGUUCACCGCGCCGCAGCCGGAGGAGUGCAUGAUGCACGACGACUGGAUCAGCUCGGUGGACGCAGACGCGGAGUGGAUCUUGACGGGCUCCUACGAUAAGACGGCACGGAUCUGGUCUCUCCAGGGAAAGGCUCUGAUGAGCGUGGCAGGGCACACGGACGUGGUUAAAGACGUGGCCUGGGUCAAGAGAGAUGGGCUGACCUCGCUGCUGCUCACGGCUUCAGUGGACCAGACGGCGCUGCUGUGGGAGUGGGACUCUGAAAAGAACACCAUCAGGGCUCGGCACUGUUGCCGUGGACACGCGGGGAGCGUGGACACCGUUGCUGUGGAUCCCACCCAGACCAAGUUCUGCAGUGGCUCAUGGGAUACGAUGCUUAAAAUCUGGUCUGCAGUUCCCACCGACGAAGAGGACGAGGUGGAGGAGCAGCCGAACAGACCGAGGAAGAAGCAGAAAACCGAACAGAUGGGCCUAACCCGAACGCCCCUCAUGACCCUGUCCGGACACAACGAGGCCGUUUCCUCCGUGCUGUGGACCGACAACGAGGAAGUGUGCAGUGCAUCGUGGGAUCACACCAUGAGGCUGUGGGACGCAGAGACGGGGAGCGUGAAAUCCACCCUGACGGGGAGCAAGGUGUUCAACUGCGUGUCGUACUCUCGGCUGUGUCGGCGCCUGGCUACGGGCAGCACCGAUCGGCACGUCAGACUCUGGGACCCGCGGUCCAAAGACGGCUCGCUGGUCCUGCUGUCGCUGACGUCCCACACGGGCUGGGUGACGGCGGUCCACUGGUCCCCCUCUAACGAGCAGCAGCUGGUCUCUGGGUCCCUGGACUGCGUGGUCAAGCUGUGGGACACAAGGAGCUGCAAGGCUCCCCUGUAUGACCUGGCUGCCCACGAGGACAAGGUGCUGUGUGUGGACUGGACGGACAACCAGCUGCUGUUGAGCGGAGGGGCGGACAACAAGCUGUACACCUACAGGUACUCUGCCAACGCGUCUGACGCCGGAGCCUAGGCCCGCCAACGCCACUCCCGCCACCAGGAACGAGAUCGCCACGGCAACACGACAAUCGCAACAAGGGCAGGGUUACAGCCUUAAACCUGCAGACAGGACCUCUGGGAUGAUUUUGACAGAUGGCAAACGUUUGUUUGUUUUGCGGUUUGAAAUAGUUUUUAAAAUUCAUUUUAAACACUUGGAAUGCAGUGUUUUUUUUUCUUUUCCUGUGACGAUAAGUCCAGGUUCAUCUGUAAUCCCCCCUGUGUAUUGUCUUGGCUGGUAAAAAUGUUGGAAAAACUGUGGAAUGAAAGGCUUCAUUGUAAAAGGUAAAUACCGAUUCGCUGAGUUAUUGUGGGAUUGUUUAAAAAGACCUCCCUACAUUCUGUCAAAUACUUUUGUACUGUUGUCAAUUUCUUGUCAUCCUUAUUUUUUUUAAAGAUGUGUCGUUCAUAAGAGUAGAUUUGUGAUUUGUAAACAGAACGGAGUUGUGAACCUAUGUUGUACAUGUAAGAAAGAACGGGAUUUGGUUGGGGAAUUAAGCUGUUUAAUUGCUUGGAUGGCUUGAAUCUGCUUGUGAUUCAGUUACAGCAGUCUUAAGGUCCAAAUAUGCCAUGGAUUGAUCUACUGAAGCUUACUUCAGCUGCUUACAUGUCUGCCCUUGUUCUUAGUUUCUGUUGCAUUUCAUGUAAAUGAACUUCAGGCCUUCUUGUCAGGAAGCAUUUAUUGUUUCAUAUUUUCAUGCAGCCUGUCAUUUCAUGGUUUUAAAAAUGAUGAUGCUGCUUAGGGCCAUAAUAUCCUUAAAACAUCACUCGCAAACUGAAUUAUGAAAUGGCAUAUGCAAUACAAUGUUAGAUGUUUAUCAUGUGAAGCCAUUCUCGAAGGCCAGUCCCAUCUCUUUAUGUUUUUAUUGAGACUAGUUGAGGACUAGAUUGUUUCUUGCUGAUUUCAGUGUCAUUUCUCUGAAUUUCACUAAGAGCUUGGGGUAACAGAGUGUAAUGGAAAUAGUCUAAUGUUGCAUCUCUUAUUCCUAAGUUUUUUGCAUCAGACCUUGGACAAAAACAAUGUUUUUUCACAUAUGCGUGUGAAGAUAAUUCAUUAAAAUAUGUUUACAGCA
Anguilla rostrata (American eel) is the source of this 2555-nucleotide messenger RNA. It is a transcript of the gene wdr12, whose product is annotated as WD repeat domain 12. The record is from RefSeq and is a predicted model, not a curated record. Gene Ontology annotation, cellular component: PeBoW complex; preribosome, large subunit precursor. Gene Ontology annotation, biological process: maturation of LSU-rRNA from tricistronic rRNA transcript (SSU-rRNA, 5.8S rRNA, LSU-rRNA); ribosome biogenesis; maturation of 5.8S rRNA from tricistronic rRNA transcript (SSU-rRNA, 5.8S rRNA, LSU-rRNA). Bases 188 to 1459 code for a protein of 423 amino acids. NCBI's taxonomy places the organism in Eukaryota, Metazoa, Chordata, Actinopteri, Anguilliformes, Anguillidae. The transcript has 13 exons. Gene Ontology annotation, molecular function: protein binding.